AUGCUGGUCGACGGCCACAUGGUGGAGGAGCGCCUUAGCGCCUGGCAGAAGAAGAAGGUGCGUACUAUUGUUGUCAAUAGCCGCUCAAAGGUAGCAUCUCGGCGUUCCAUUGCAGGUGCCAUCUCUAUUGCGAAGCCGUACGACAGGAUUGAGCUGGUGGGUGGGGAAUACUUCGAAACGCUCUCCAUCACCUUCCCACUGGAGAUCGUCGCGGCAGAGGGCGAGGACCCCAGCAUCGUGUCACGCGGCACGUGUGUGACCAUCACGCAGGAUGUGGAGGCCUACUUUGAGCAUGUUGAAUUCAUUUCCAAGGGAAAGGGCAGAACGGAGGCGGCUGUGGCCUUGAUGCACGGUAGGGCCGUGUUCUUUCGGUGCAAGCUGAGCUCUGUUAUUGUGGGGGGCUUCGCCAGACCACACAUGGAGCACUGCACCAUUGCUGAGAGUUACAAUGGCUACGGGGUUCAGAUCAGCGACAACAGCAACGUGGAUAUACAGCACUGCACUGUCCAUACACACCAUAUCGCCUGCGUAGACAUUGACACCAAGGGCGUGGUGAUGUUGCAGGAAAGCACCCUACGUCAGCCUGCAAAUGGGGGAAACGUCGUUUCAGUGCGGGCCUCGCAGAGCUUCAUGGAUGAGACCACUCCCGUAGAAAACCUUGCAUGUCGAAAAGUAACCGUCACAAAGUGUCAUAUUUACGUCACGUCCGAAUACUACAAGCCGAAGGAUCGCGAAUGGAUUGGUGACACGGCCACAGGAUCACCAAGUUGUGUCCUGAUAUCACGUGGUGCGUGCCCUGUGUUCACUUUUAAUGAGCUUCUCGAGGGAUUCAUAGGUUUUACGUUUGAGUUUGCCGGGUCCGCAGUUUUGGAGGGAAAUGUCAUAUGCAAUCAGAAGCAAUGUGGCAUCCUUGCCAUUGUGGAUGAGAAGAGCUACUCCGCCGACACCAAGGAGCAAAAUCUCCGCAUCACUGGGGGCAACCUCAUUGAUCGGUGUCAUAUCGGUAUUGAUGUGCAUUGUGCAGGCAAGCCCGUUCUACCAAUUGGGAGUGAGCAGGGAAGCAUUCUCUCUCAGAACCUUCCCUCAUGCGGUAAUGCGUUUAGCUGGCUCGAGAGGCUACGCAGGACAUGUGAUAAGCGCUCCAUAUCCGUACGCGACCAUGAGGGCAACAUCCCUGUUCGCGUGAAUAGCCAUACCAUGGCGCUCGAGCGACUCAAAGAGGAACUGCGGUUACUGGCGCGGUUGGUGUGCGCUGGUCACCCUUCCCACUUCAGCGGUAGCGACUCCCAGCAGGGACGUCACGGCGGCAGUGGGGUAAAUUUCUUGGGGGAGACGCUGCGGGAGACACUCAACAUAUCGGUGCCAUCACCGAACACCGCGGAGGCGGCGGCUCAGAUGCUGAAACUCCGCGGUAACAGAGGCAUUGACAUUCUAGACACACGCUUCUCCAGCUGUGGGUUGUGCGCGGUUCGUUUCGAAAACGAUGGUUAUGGGCUUGUAGAGGACUGCGACUUUGUGAACUGUGGUGCGACUGCCAUCGUGGUGGGCAGUGGCGCACACCCUUUGAUUGUGGGGUGUAAGUUUGACCAGUCGAAGGGAGCAGGCAUUUUUGUUGACAACUUCGCUAAUCCUCUUAUUAUGGGAAACGAGAUCUCAAACAACGCAGAGCACGGCAUUGAGUUUCGUAACUUGUCAUGCGGUAUUGUGAUGGGGAAUCUAAUUAUAGGGAAUACCCUGAGUGGAGUGUAUGUAUCAAGUGGAAGCACCACCAUAGUGGCAGGCAACUGCAUCCAGCAGUGUCAUUCCACCGGAGUGACGGUCUCAUCUGGAAGCAGACCUGUGCUUGUCAUGAACAAAUUUGUAUCUAACCUUGCUACACAAGUGCUGGUGUCUGAGUAUUGCACUCCAGUUAUUGCUUGCAACAAUUUUCUUGCCAGUACGGGUGCGGGUCUCCGCUUCGAGUCAUGCAGUGGGGGAACAGUGAUUGACAAUACCAUCGCAAGCAACGAGCGGGGAAUUGUGGUGGAACUGGAUGCCGAUCCUUACGUCGUCUCAAACAAGAUCACCAACUGUUCACGUCAUGGUGUAGUGGUGGGAAAUAAUGGUCUUGGCACCUUUGUGUCCAAUGAGAUUACGCAAAGUGGUAGCUGCAACUUUGUCGUGCAGGAGGGAGGCUCCCCGGUUGUGCGAAACAAUAUUAUAAAACAGGGCCACUCCGGUGGUGUGGCAGUUCUCGCAGAGGGAUUCGGAACAAUAGAACACAACCUCAUCACGGAAAAUGCUGUGGGGAAUGUCAUUGUGUUAGACCGCUUCACUGAACCUGUAUUCGUAAGCAACACCAUCUCAUCUUCAUUUAGCGGGGCUGGCGUUAUAUGUGGUCGGGAAGCAUGCGGGAACUUCAUGCGUAACUCUAUAUACCAGAACAAGCAGUGUGGGGUGUAUGUCAUUGGAAAGGCAAACCCAACGAUGGUGAAUAACACCAUAACCUCUGAAACAAUUGGUAUCAUUGUGUCUAGUCACGGUCGCGGCAUCUUCAAGGAAAACAACAUACAUACCUGCCACAGUUCUGGUAUCAUUAUUCAGUUGAACGGCGAACCCGUCAUACAGGGCAACACGAUAUCCAAGUGCUUUCUCAGCGGCCUCUUAGUAGCACCCGAAAGCAGUGGGAGCGUCAUUGGCAACACGUUUCAUGAGAAUGACGUGGGGGUGCAGCUCGGUUCCACUCUGGGCACCACGGAGCUCGAUUUAGAGAUCAAUCUCGUCAGCGGCACCCCCUCCCCAAUCUCUGCAAGCGAAAAGAUCGGUCCGUUGAAGCCACGCCGCUCACUCGCCGCCAAGAAAGGAGUAGAGUUCCAAACAGGGAGUAAGUCAAACCCGACAGAAGUGCGUCAGAAUAAGAUUUGUGCGAAUGCUACGUGUGGUGUGUUAUUGGAAAGCGGGGCCUGUGGGGUAUUAGAGGAUAAUGACAUUGAGUCCAACGAGAUGUACGGUGUCAUGGCGGAUGUGGGGUAUAGCGCGAAACGAGCCCAAGAAAAGCUUGGGAAGAAGCUUGGGCAAGGCGGCUGGAAGUUGCCGCAGGUAACAGCCGGCGGUGGUAGUGCUAUUAUUCGCAGCAACCGCAUUUUUCACCACAAACACUCAAAUAUUGCGAUUCUUGACCAUGCAUUUAAUGGCAUUACUAUCGCUUCCAACGAUGUGUAUGAGUCCCCGUCAGGGGUUUAUGUGAGAAACAACGCCACGAUUCACUCUAUUUUUGGUAAUACGAUUCGUGACUGCUUUGACGGUGUUUACGCUGAGAGCGGUGGUCGUGGGUGUUUUGAGAACAACAAGAUCCAGGAUUGCAGCGGUGUUGGGGUUUACGUCUUUGAUCGUGCUGACCCGCUGUUCAAGAGUGGCAACGUGAUAGAAAGGUGCCAAGCAGGAGGUGUUUUCGUCGACGUGGGUGGCAGAGGCGUGUUUUCUCAGACGACUGUGACUAACUGUGUGGUGGGUGUCGUGGUGUAUACGUGCCAGCCCAUUUCUUCCGUCGUCCAAGAGGAAGAUUAUGUGAAAAGUGGGUUUCUGACGUCAGCGCCAACGUUUGAGCAAUGUGUCAUUGAGAAGAACUCACUACAUGGUGUGCUCGUGCUUACUGUCCCAAGUGGCUGCCCGCUGCGGCGCCAUACGAACGAUGCGCUGAAGCACUACCAAAAAGUUGAAGGGCUUGUAAACGCCCCUGGUGUGGCCAUGUUCCCGCAGUUCCGGCAGAAUACGAUCCGCAACAAUCGUCAUAUUGGUGUAUGUCAUGAGACAUACUAUGCCGGUGAGUUCGCGGAGGGGCAGGACGGCGCAACACCGUGCACCAGUCCGUCGAAGUCGAAGCGUGCAACGCACUCUCACAUGCACCCACACCGCCGCACAAGUGGGGUGCACCUCUCCCGCUCGACACACCGAUACUCCCUGCAAGAGGCGCUUGGAACCUCCACCAUGUUCAAUGCUGAUGAUCACCACCAAGAGCGCAUGCGACGGCAAGUGAGUUUUGUGGAUAAUAUCAUCACUAAUUGCUCCAUUGGUGUUGUGGUUGGUGGUGGCUGUCACCCUUUUCUCCUUCGGAAUCGUAUCCACAGCAAUGCCUUCUUUGGGAUGCUUCUGCGGUUGAAUGCAAAAGCCAUGUGUUGUGGCUGCGAGCUUACGGAUAAUGGCAUUGCCGGGCUGUAUGCCGCGCAGGGGGCCAUUGGUGUCUUUGCCUACGGUGUUAUUCGCCGUAACAACAGUUUUUGCCGUCCCAAUGGAAGUCCGAAUGACCCGCGCUCGUUUCACACGCUUCCAUUUGUGCAGCCGGUGGCGCAGGUCGAGAGCUCUUCAUUUGUGUUUGACGACUUCUUACACACCGCCUACGUGGAUGUGAUGAACCUGCACGAAUGUUACGCCAAUAUUGUAGCAGACGGGUUAUGCUUGCUCUGUGAGGUUGUCGCCGCCUCUUCUAAUGGCCUGUCCCUCGCGGCCGCCACGUUUCCUGGCGUUCAAUACGAUGCAGUCAGGGCGUCCUCCAACGGACUUCUGUUGGAAGACUACGACCGGGGGUGGGCCGCGGAUGGUGGCAUUGGUGCAUGGAUGGUGCAGGGCAGUAUGACGGAAGUCACUGGCAACCUGGUUGAGGGCAAUCGAAACAUUGGCGUCUUCUACUCACGUGGUAUAGAGCACCACCACCAAAACGUGACACACUUCCCUGUGUACCCCGCUGGUGGGUUCCCGACCAUCCCGGGCGGCGAAGUCAUCUCUGGUCGUGAGCGCAGCACGCAGGAUCAGUCGGGGCGGUGUCUGUUGUUCUCUUCCAACGCCGUGAACCCGCGCUGCGGCGACACGGAGCGUCUUUCGCCCUCGUCGCUGCCCUCAGGCCGCGGCCACAACGGCAGCCACGACCCACACACACCUCCUGGCACGCCGCGGGACGGGGAGGCCUAUUCGGCGCUCGCAGACGCACCGUUGCUCCUCCGACGCCCGGGAGCCGUCCGCGGAAAUCGGAUCACGAAGAACGGUUACGGUCUUGUCAUGCACUUGCACCACGUCACGAAGGCGCAUGCCUUUAACGAUGGGAACGCGUCUGACAGCACGUCAGCGCGCGCGCAAGAGCUGGGCACAGGCGGCUCAAAGGGCAACGCGGGGCGGAAGCCAGCAGCGCGCCGGAAAGGGUCAAAGGUCCUGGUCACUUCCCUCAGAGAAGGCAAGCUGCGCAGGGGGUCCUCUGCUGCCAAGACAAGGAAGGAAAACGAGAGGGCAGGUGACAGCUCGCACAAUUCGGCGGCUCCUGCUGCCGUCACUAGUGUCACUGCUACUUCUACAGCCACCAUCGCCCCCACCACCAAAGUUGCCGGCGCCGCCUCUUUGAUGUUGUCGAACACUGAUCUAGGGGAGCCUGAAUUCGCAGUGACUGUUGAGGAAAAUCAUGUCUUCGAGAACUGCAAAAUGGGUGUUCUUUGCCAGCACGUCGUUGAGGCCAUGUGCGGCCGCUUGUUGACCUCCCGGCUUGCGUUUGAAGAUGUAGCCAAGGAGUACGACGACGUUUGCGUCCAAAUCACCUUGAAGGGAGAGUUGAAACAGCCCAAACCGCGCUUCGAACUUGUACCCUUCGGACAAAUGACGCGUCAUGCCAGACUCUCGGGGAAUGAAAUCUACAACAAUGCCUCCACACAGAUGGAAGUGACAUCCCGGUACGUCGCCAUUGCACUCGAUAAGACGCGCACGUUGCUUCAGCUCGAUACGCUGCGCCAUCCUAAUGCCUCCAUGUGUUCCUCUCAAGCACUUAUUCGAAUUCCUUUGUUUGCUUCACUGAUAAUGACUACGCCACCUGGUAUGUUUCUAAUAGAAAGCAAUCGUUUCCGCGAUGGUGCUAGGGGUAUUCAUCUAGUGGGUCUUCUUGGGAGUAAUUCCUGUUGCCUGCGUCAUAAUGCCUUUGUUAGUAUUGCUGGCACGGCUGUUCAUCUUGAGGGGCAUCUUGCCUCCGCAAGUAUCGGGAAUGGAAACGUCUUUGAAAUGAACGAUGUUGCUGUUCGAAUUGUGUUGCCGGAUGGCAACAUAUCGGAAGAGGAUCGUAAGCAACAGGAGGCAAUGGGUGUGGUGACACGUAUUUAUGGAAACCUCUUCUCUGCACCCAGGUCCAUAUCUGUGACUGUGGAAGGAGGAGGUGCGUUACCACCGGUUAUCUCUGGGAAUAAUUUCUCCAAUCAUAUGUGCGGCUCUGUGGCGUUCUUCAUCGACGGAAGUACUGUCAGUGCGAGGCUGACUAAAAACGUUUUCACUGAAAACUACAUCCCAGUCAUUAUAUCCAACCGAGCUGGUACGGGAGAAGGUGCAGGCGGCGCCGUCGUUGCUGAAGAGAACCGCUUUUCUAGAAACUACAUUGGGCUGUUGGUGUGCGGCGGUGCUGCGCCGAGGCUUCUGCGCAAUGUGUUUGAGCAGAAUUACCGGGCAGGAUUAGAGAUUGUAGGGGACGAGACAAAGCCACUGGUGCGGCACUGUGUGUUUGCAAUGCACAAGCAGUGGGAGCAGGAGGCGUCUACAAAGGUGGUUUUCGCGUACCCGAAGGACGGCCAGCUGUGUCUGCAAGGCGUACCGAAGUUUGAGGCCACGCUCGUACCAGACAAUAGCGCGUCACCCAAUGGAAAAGGUCAUCUUCCCGCCGGUGUGCUCCUCAGUGCGGACGGCAAUGGUCUCGUGGAUCAGUGUCUUUUUAAGGAAAAUGCCAUUGGUUUGGAUGUCGUGCGCAGCGCCGCACCCAUCACUGUACAGCCGUGUUCCUCCUGCUUCCGCCUCACGUCGUGCUUCUUCACGGAAAAUGUGGUGUCGGGUGUAUGGGUGCGCGGCGGUGUGGUGUCAAACAGUAAGGUGGCUGCACGCGCAGUGCUGAGCGACACUUUGGCAGAUGUUGGGAGCCCGGCCAUCGAGGGCUGUUUCUUCGCGCACAAUGUGAAUGACACAGAGAACCUUGGCGAUGUCGUUGCCUUGGAUGGGGGAUUUGCUGCCUUUCGCGGGAAUAUGUUCACAGGAUGCGUUCAUGGCAAGAAGGACGGCAUGGCACUCUUUGAAAACAACACACUUCUCUUUUCUGGGGCUAUUGAUGUUGCUGUGCGCAUGCACAAGGCGACACGCAUACGGCUGGUGGGAAAUACGAUUCGCGGCUACAAGACUGGCGUCGUCACAGAACCCGGUGCGUGGGGUCAACUAGAAAAGAACUGGAUUCUGAACUCAACCCGCUCUGUCAUUGCAGCUCCGUUCUGUCACACACUCUUCACGGGCAAUCGCAUUAUGAAGGCGAAGGACUGUGGUGUGGUAACUUAUGGUGGUGUUUUCACUGACAACGAGAUAUGCUCCUGUCCAACAGGUGUAGUGGUUCAGAAUCCAAUAGAGUACAAAAAUUACGACCUAAUACCUGCCAUUGAGAGGACGGCGUUUGAUGCGUUGUUGUCAGAGAACCGAGUGCAUUCAUGCGAGGUUGAUGGUAUCUUAGUUGCAGGUGGAGCUCGUAUUGAGGGCAAUAUUGUUUUUAAUUGCAAAAACAACAUGAAUGUGAUUUGCCCUCAGAGAGUGGGAAAUGUGACAUCUAUUGCCACCAUCUCCAGGAAUGUACUGUACGAUGGUGAUGUUGGAAUUUUAGUGGCCAAAGGGUCUGAUUCGGUUAUUCGCGACAAUGACAUCUUCGAUAAUGCCUUUGUGGGGGUUUGGGUUCGGGCUGGAGCCUCAGGCGCCUUGCAAGGCAAUGCCAUCUCGAGCUCCCUGAGGGAUGGCGCACUAGAACUGGAACAAGGGUGUGAGAUGAAGGUCAUGCAGAACACUGUGCGCAACCAAUUCUCUCCGUCCUACCACAGGACGCUGCCAAUGCACCGCGAGAAGGAGCGGCAGCGAGCAGCUGAGGCGUUAGUGCUUGAGCUGCAGGAGCUGGACACUGCGGUUGCCGAACUUGGAGGGCGUUGCAACCAGGUGGAGAUGACCCUGCGUGCCAUACUGGAAUCGCUGAAGCAGGAGGGCGGUGCAGGGGAUGGUCUCAGCUCGCUGGGCGGUACGGUAAUGGUUGGCGCGGCCUCCAAAGCGCUUCGGGCCUCCGCACUUGCGGUCAAUACUGCAGAUAGCCUCACGGUACCAGGUGGUAAAGGCUUGCGUCGCGGUUCUGUCGACAAGAGUGUCUCGAUAUCGGCCGUACGGGCUUCCAGGUCUGUGGAUCGCCGCAUGAGUCAGUCAACGAUUCCCACCACACACGACAAGUACCAGCACGUCCUUAUUCAUGUCUUCAGCGCCGGCAAGGCAACGCUGGAGGGUACGCAGCUUGGCAAAAAGGUGGAGGCCGCCUUUGCGUCUUCGCCGGUGGCGUCGCGCGUAAAGUUCCACACAACUCUCACGACAAACUCCAGCAGCCUCGCUGCCUCGCUCACCGCACAGAGGCCGGAUGUUGUGGUUAUUGUAGUUGGCGCUGGAAAGUCCGAGUUCGACGCGGAAGAAACGAUUGCACUGUCUAGCCUUGACCGCCUGCGACGCGGGUCGGUAGGCGGCGAGAGACGACGCUCGAGCGAGAGUGGAGUGAUGUGCGCCUUCACACUCCUGCCUCCGGGAUGGAAGGCGAAGGUGGAGCGACGCUCGUCCUCAAAGAAGGAAGGAGCAGCAAGAAUAAGCAUGGAGCAAUAUGCGGCAGCACACAAUCCCAUAUAUUACCAUGAUAAUGUUUCAGAUGCCAUCUUGGAGAUGGAGCGGCGGCUCGAGUCGCAGUUCCCCGCUUCGCCCCUCGGUUUCCAAAGCGCAAGAGACGGCGAAGAGGAGAUUGGCAGGGCAACUACCGCCCCGCCGAAUAAAGUGCAGGUGCUUCAACAAUCCUUGGGUCAGAAGAAUUCAUUGUCCUUGCACAUAUCGGCUGCGAUCUCGCUGCCAUCUUCGCCGAGUGAAGCUUUUAAAAUGUCAAAGUGGAAGUCGCCCGAAGAGCGGCAGUCUGGGCCUGGGCCCCUCUUGGUGUCCCCAAACACAAACACUAAGGUUCUCUCAGUUGACUUACCCAAGGUGAAAACAGCACAAGACCCCAUUACGCGCUAA
This is a messenger RNA of Trypanosoma grayi, 9054 nucleotides long. RefSeq lists its product as hypothetical. The coding region runs from base 1 to 9054 and encodes 3017 amino acids. The record is from RefSeq and is a predicted model, not a curated record. The transcript has a single exon. Gene Ontology annotation, biological process: protein ubiquitination; regulation of apoptotic process; ubiquitin-dependent protein catabolic process. NCBI's taxonomy places the organism in Eukaryota, Euglenozoa, Kinetoplastea, Trypanosomatida, Trypanosomatidae.